AUCACACUACGGAUUAUUACAUAUAUUUCGGUUGGCGAGUGAGUGCUCGCCUUGGGCGAAAGUUCGGAAAGACCGCGUGCGGCUUCUCGUUCGUCAAAUUGCGUAAUAGUUUCUGUGUGCGUAAACUUUCACCUGUCAUUCCCCUCGCAUCGCAGCCUUGCUGCAGCGGGAAGUGGAAGUUUGGAGUGGUCACAUUUUCGCGCAAGUUUCACAUUCAACAAUGAAUGUUCUAACAAACGCGACGCUUUGAUGUAAUAUUGCAAUACAAAAUAAAAAUAGUUUGCGCGUGAAAGUGUUUACAAGAAGUUACGUUUUAAAUUAACAUAUUAUGUUUAGUUUCAAUUGAAAUAUUUUAAAAUAUUCUCUAAAGUGAAGCUGAAUAGAAAGUUUGCAGCCGUGGAUUAUCUUUAAUUUUUGACCUUUUAACAUCAUCGCCCGAACACAACAUGAAAGAUUCCACAUCAAAUUUCGACGCUGAAAAAUUUGUGGAUAAUUUAAUAAAUAACGGAGCACGAGUGAAUUGUGACAAUACAAAUGAUAAAUAUAAUGAAUAUAAAUUACCUGCUGAUUUUGACGAAGAGAAAUUUAAACGGGGACAAAAAUUCUAUCAUGACAACAUAUUUAUGCUCUUCAUGGGAAAGUUGACUGGGCUAGUGACGAUUUUAUCCAUACCAUCAAUUUUAAAAAUACUUGUUUUUACUAAUAUGUCUGCCACAACUUAUACCUCCUACAGGCGUUACAUGGCGACCAUUUUUCACAUGAAUGUUUGGUAUACGGAUGAUUUUAAACCUGGAUCAGAUUUGUGGAAAUCAAUGGCAGAUGUGCGAAGAAAACACAACACAGCAAGUAAACGCAGCGCUUGUGUUGGUGCCAAUCGCAUAUCACAGUUGGACAUGGCCAUCACUCAAUUUGGUUUCAUGGGAUACGCUUUGACCCACCCGGAAAAAAUAGGACUAUUUCAUCCAGACCCAGUUGGAUUAGAAGGUUUUGUUUACCUAUGGAGAAUCAUCGGUGAUUUAAUGGGAAUUGAAGAUCAAUUCAACAUCUGUCGUCAUUCUGCUGAGGAUACGCGUGCUGUCUGCCAGCUUAUUAUCGAAAAGCAAUUGAGAAAGUAUGCUGAACAACGAGAUCCUCUCUUUGUUAAAAUGGCGAGCACUUUGGUUGAAGGCAUGCAAGUUAUGCAACCGUUCUUGUGUCCCGGAUUAACACUAGUCGUUAUCUUAAGAUUGGUCUCGCCAGGGAGCCAACUUUUAAAGGAGGAGAUGGCUAAACUAAACAAGGAUCAGUUAUGGUCUUAUAACUUUGAACAACUUGUAAUAAAUUCAUGCCGGCAUUGGUUCUGGAGAUGGUAUUUGAAUAUGACAUUGCACGUAUCACUCUGGUUGAUGAAAUAUUUUCCAUUUUUGGCGUUGUGGAAAUACGGCCGUAAAGAUGGCUACGUACGGAUUUUAGAAGAACCGGCGCCAUCUUUGAGAAAUGUUUACCAAUCUGGUUAGUCACGGGUUGGAAAAUUCGCUUGGUAUUUAAUUAUUUUGUUUAUAAAACAAGAUUGACGCUUUAAAAUUUGUUACAACACAACAUAUUUAUAUUAAACAAUGUUCUAUGAUUAAAAA
Dalotia coriaria is the source of this 1613-nucleotide messenger RNA. RefSeq lists its product as uncharacterized. The record is from RefSeq and is a predicted model, not a curated record. NCBI's taxonomy places the organism in Eukaryota, Metazoa, Arthropoda, Insecta, Coleoptera, Staphylinidae. The transcript is spliced from 5 exons. Bases 447 to 1496 code for a protein of 349 amino acids.